GGGUCCGUACCCGCACACCAAACACGAUAUCGAAGAGCGCAGGGUGGUGGGUAGGUGGUGGCCACUUGCAUUUCUCACCUUUCAUAAUUACACCCAUUGCCACCAAACCAAACCAUACACCAACCUCCUUUUAUCCUCAACUCAACAACCAAACUUGAUAGGAUCAAACCAUAUCACUGUGAUUGCUUUUGUUCCUCAUUCAAUCUAAUUCUCUGUGGCGUGUUACGAAUUCCAGUUUCAAUGGCGUCUUCUCUCUCCACCAAACCAUUCUCAACCGACGCUCUCUCCGCCUUCGCUUCUCUCAACUCCGAUCUCCGAUCUCUCUCUCCCGGUUACCUCCGACUCUCGCUCCGUCCUCGUCUUCCCAAGAGACUCCAGAUACAGGCGGCUGGGAGUACAUAUGGGAAUCACUUUCGUGUGACUACAUACGGAGAAUCUCAUGGAGGAGGUGUUGGUUGUGUCAUCGAUGGAUGUCCUCCUCGCAUACCUCUUUCUGAAGCUGACAUGCAAGUGGAUCUUGAUAGAAGGAGGCCUGGUCAGAGCCGGAUUACUACUCCUAGAAAGGAGACUGAUACAUGUAAAAUAUUUUCAGGAGUCUACGAAGGACUUACAACUGGCACUCCAAUUCAUGUAUUUGUACCCAAUACUGAUCAAAGAGGAAAUGACUAUAAUGAGAUGUCAUUAGCUUACAGGCCUUCCCAUGCAGAUGCCACCUAUGACAUGAAGUAUGGUGUCAGAUCAGUUCAGGGUGGUGGUAGAUCUUCUGCAAGAGAAACAAUUGGAAGGGUUGCUUCGGGUGCUAUUGCUAAGAAAAUCCUUAAAGAUUUUUCUGGAACUGAGAUUCUUGCAUAUGUCUCUCAAGUUCAUAAAGUUGUUCUUCCCGAGGACAUUAUUGAUCAUGACACUCUGAUGCUUCAUCAGAUUGAGAGUAACAUUGUUCGAUGUCCGGACCCUGAAUAUGCAGAGAAGAUGAUAGCUGCAAUUGAUGCUGUGCGAGUGAGAGGUGAUUCUAUUGGUGGUGUUGUAACAUGCAUUGUUAGGAACUGUCCUCGUGGUCUUGGUUCACCAGUGUUUGACAAACUUGAGGCGGAGUUGGCUAAAGCUGUUAUGUCUUUGCCUGCAACCAAGGGCUUUCAGUUCGGUUCUGGGUUUGCAGGCACCUUUUUGACUGGGAGUGAACACAAUGAUGAGUUCUAUAUAGAUGAACAUGGAAGGACAAGAACAAGAACAAAUCGUUCUGGUGGGAUACAGGGUGGAAUUUCCAAUGGGGAAAUCAUUAAUAUGAGAGUAGCUUUCAAGCCAACAGCGACUAUUACAAAGAAGCAACAUACUGUGACUCGGGAUAAAAAGGAAAUAGAGCUGUUAGCCCGUGGUCGCCAUGAUCCUUGUGUUGUCCCAAGAGCUGUACCCAUGGUAGAGGCAGUGGUAGCUUUGGUUCUUGUGGACCAGUUGAUGGCACAAUAUGCUCAGUGUAAUCUGUUUCCCGUAAACUCAGAUUUGCAAGAACCCUUGGUGCCCGUUUUAGAGUCAGAAGAGGUACUAUUCUGAAGAAUAUGAAGCGGGUACAUAAAUCAGUAUUUGUCUGCCUUCUGGCUAUAGUGUUUAGUUGACGAUUAAUUCAUUUUGAUGAAAGUUAUAGUUUCCUCUUUCGAGGAUCCGUCUCCUAGUCUGCAUGUUCACCUUCUGACAGCUAUUUUGGCGAAUGGAAUCUAUCUUCUUGUAUUAGUGUAAGUUAAUCUGUGUUUCUUUUUAUUUUCUCUUUUUUUCAUUUCGAGGGUAACAUCGUUUCUAGAAAACCUGGUCGCAAAAGCACCGAGAUGUAUCCUUAAAGUGAAUUGGAAUUAUAUACUGAGAAAUGUAACAGUUUUUGGUCUAGCAAGUGUUGCUAUGCAUUUCAAUAAAUGAAAGCUUUGGGAAGUUUAGCUGGCUGUUCA
Vigna radiata var. radiata (mung bean) is the source of this 1934-nucleotide messenger RNA. RefSeq names its product chorismate synthase, chloroplastic. The record is from RefSeq and is a predicted model, not a curated record. The transcript has 13 exons. Lineage: Eukaryota; Viridiplantae; Streptophyta; Magnoliopsida; Fabales; Fabaceae. The coding region runs from base 241 to 1548 and encodes 435 amino acids. Gene Ontology annotation, biological process: chorismate biosynthetic process; aromatic amino acid biosynthetic process. Gene Ontology annotation, cellular component: cytosol. Gene Ontology annotation, molecular function: FMN binding; chorismate synthase activity.